Candida albicans SC5314 is the source of this 699-nucleotide messenger RNA. RefSeq lists its product as uncharacterized. The transcript has a single exon. Bases 1 to 699 code for a protein of 232 amino acids. NCBI's taxonomy places the organism in Eukaryota, Fungi, Ascomycota, Pichiomycetes, Serinales, Debaryomycetaceae. Gene Ontology annotation, biological process: DNA replication, removal of RNA primer. Gene Ontology annotation, molecular function: magnesium ion binding; nucleic acid binding; RNA-DNA hybrid ribonuclease activity. The record is from RefSeq and is a predicted model, not a curated record.
AUGCCUUAUUACGCUGUUGCUAGGGGACGCGAAGUGGGUAUUUAUUCGAGUUGGAGAGAAUGUCGGCCACAAGUAUAUUGUUGUAAAGGAGCUCGUUAUAGGAAAUUUGAGAACUUGAUUGAAGCAAAAGAAUAUUGUGAAAACGACGGACGAUACUACAUUUAUCCAGUAUACGUCGAUGGAGCAUGCAGAAAUAAUGGACGUGAAAACGCCAAGGGUGGAUAUGGAGUUUACUAUGGGGAUGAAGACCCAAGAAAUGUAUCAGUACCUUUAGAUCGGGUUGAUCCUAAUGGAAUUCGUCCUACUAAUCAACGUGCUGAAUUGUGGGCCAUGAACCAUGCUUUGAAAAACAUUUUGAACGAAUUACAAGACGAAACUGAGAAGGGAAAAGCUAUUAUUUAUAGUGAUUCAAUUUAUGCCAUCAAUUGUCUUACUAAAUGGCCGGAAAAAUGGAUUUACAAUGGAUGGCAAAAUAGUCGAGGUCGUACAAUUUCCAAUCAAGAAUUAAUUGAAGAGAAUUAUGACUUGUAUGAGCUGAUUAAUGAGGAAUACGAUGACAGAGAUUGGGGGAGCUUACGUUUUGUUCAUGUAAAGGGUCAUUCUGGUGUGGAGGGAAAUGAAGAAGCUGAUAGAUUGGCCAACUUAGCUGUUGAUGAAUAUGGUCAAAGAUCCAUUUUUCGUUCAAUUUUUGGAUUUUAA